Messenger RNA from Acyrthosiphon pisum (pea aphid), 1570 nucleotides. RefSeq names its product retinal homeobox protein Rx3-like. The record is from RefSeq and is a predicted model, not a curated record. NCBI's taxonomy places the organism in Eukaryota, Metazoa, Arthropoda, Insecta, Hemiptera, Aphididae. The transcript is spliced from 4 exons. Gene Ontology annotation, molecular function: RNA polymerase II transcription regulatory region sequence-specific DNA binding; DNA-binding transcription factor activity, RNA polymerase II-specific. Gene Ontology annotation, biological process: regulation of transcription by RNA polymerase II. Bases 156 to 1064 code for a protein of 302 amino acids.
CGUGAGAGAAGGCCUACACCAUCGAUCACGGUGAGAACUCUACACUACACAUUUAAAGUUACGAUCACGUUGACGUAGUGAUCGUUGUCGUAGUCAUUAAAAGUGAUAAUAUACCUGCAUACAACAAUAACAACGGAUAUAUAAUAUUAUACAAUAUGGAUACUACCAAAUCAGCCAGGAAUGUAUACAGCAUCGAUCAAAUUCUCGGAACUACUCAUCCAUCUAAAAUCGAAAAUACGAGUGUUCAUUGCCAAUCGAAAUUGGACGCAUUAUAUGCUGCUAGUGGAACCGAUCCAUCACUACAUCGGUCCGACGAACACGAUGACGAUAAACCACGAAAAGUUCGCCGUAGUAGAACAACAUUUACCACAUAUCAAUUACAUCAAUUAGAAAGAGCUUUCGAAAAAACACAAUAUCCUGAUGUAUUUACCAGAGAAGAACUCGCCCUUCGAUUGGAUCUCAGUGAAGCCAGAGUGCAGGUAUGGUUUCAAAACCGUAGAGCUAAAUGGAGAAAACGAGAAAAAUCAAUGGGCAGAGAAUCAAAUCCAUACAUACCUGACCACACGUUGUUCAGAAACGAUUGUUUGCCCGUGGCACCCACACUAGGAGGUCCACUGCCGUUCCUCACACCCGAACAGUUCUGGCCGAGCAUCGUGUUCAACCCGGCGGCCGCAUCCGCAUUCCUGCUCGGUCUGCCAUGGCACCAUCAUCACGCCGCCCAGCCGUCGGCCACUGCGGCGGCCGCGUCGUACCAGUCGUCCGUGCAUAAGGCGCUGUCCGAGCGGAUCAUCACCGCCAACCAGUGGCCGACCGCCGCGCUACAGACGUCGUCCUCCGAACCGCACAGCCCGUCGUCCGCGGGCUCGUCUAGCCCCGCUGCGCUAUCGCCCGCUCACGAGCCGUCGGUGGACGCGGCCACAGUCGCCGUCUCCGCCGAACACCGAUCGCCCUACCUGAACGACGACGGCGACGACGACCACGACAUUGACGACGACGACGACGACAACAACGACGAAUCCGGCAGGUGCUCGCCGCCCGUUUUGAUGAAAAACGUUUCCUGUUAGUAUUUGAGGCCACGGCGGUAUAUAAUUAUACAUAUAUUAUUUUACCGGCAAAUAUGAGCCAACCGCUUUAUAUAUAGUUAUUAUUUCGCUUCAAGCUCCCCCCCCCCCAGUCAUCAUCGACCAUCGUCCCCCCCAACUUGACGUAUUAUUGUUUUUUUAUAUAACGUGAUUUUAAGAUUUAUUACCUAAGAUUUAUGUAAUAUACAAUUAUUGUCGAUUAGAGUUUAAAUAAAAGAAAAAAUGAUUUUACUGAGGUUAUUCUGUAAAUGCCUUUACUGUUAUUACCAUUAUACUAUGUACGAUAAUAGCACUACAUUUUUGUUAAAGAUUUUUUUUUUACCACUUUUUAUAACUACAAACUAUAUAACAAUAUAACAACCUGCAAUACAUUUCUGGGAACGUAUAGGCAUACCUACACACAGAAACCGAUUAUUGAACUGUAAAUUGUAAUAUUAUAUACUUGGUAUAUACAUAGUAUUAAUAUUAUUAUAUAUAAAUAAUGUACC